AUUCUGGUCGACCCAUAUAGCUCAGCCCUCAAUAAUUUGAACAGGAACAGAACCUGUUUUCUGAGUGAGAGGAUUCAUUCUAACGAGUGCAACAUAAGCUGCCCACUCCAAAGGCAGAACCAUUUAGCGAGAAAAAAAUUAAACAUUUAAUGUCAGGAGUACAGGAGUACGGAACUCAUGCACGCAUGCGUGUCCUUGCUUCAGUGCAUAACUCAGCCCAUUGUUUAAUUUCCCUACAGAGGGGCUUUUCAUUAAUCUCCCUCUAUAAAUCUCCAGUCACUGCUGCUCUCCAUACUAAACUCUGUGCGGGCCUCCGAUGUGACCUGACGAUCAGGACAUGCAGCUCCUCCAGGUCACAACACUUCUGCUGAUGCUGCUGCUGCUUAUUCUCUUGUGCCCUGAACAUUCUGCCUCUGAGAUAGAAUGUGAACGCUGGGCAGACCUGGACUCUGGAGUUUUCCAAAAGGAGGGCCAGAUAAUUCUGGCUGGAUAUUUUCCCAUCCACUCUCAGGAUGUUCCUCAGGAGCUGAGCUUUGAGAGUGCACCAGGCAAAACAAGAUGCAAGGGGUUUAACCUUCGUUCGUUCCGUUGGUCUCAGGCCAUGAUCUACUUCAUUGAGGAGAUCAACAGAAACCCUAACCUGCUGCCAAACAUUACGCUGGGAUACAGGCUGUAUGACCAUUGCUGGAUGGUGGCACAGUCUGUAAGAUCAUCUUUGUCUGUGGUCUCUCAAUCCCUGAAGAGGAACAGUACAGGAGCGUGCUCAUCUCCCCCCAUUCCUUUAAUUAUAGGAGACCCGUCAUCCAGCCUGUCUAUGGGCAUCUCCAGACUGCUCAAUCUGUUUAAAGUCCCACUAGUUAGCUAUUUUGCCUCAUGUGCCUGCCUGAGCGAUAAAAAGAAGUUCCCAUACUUCUUCCGUACAAUCCCCAGUGAUGCGUAUCAGGCCAGUGCUCUUGCCCGCCUCGUCAAGCACCUUGGUUGGACAUGGAUAGGCGCAAUGGGGGGUGACGACGCCUAUGGGCGAACUGCCUUGGAAAUCUUCCUCGCUGAGGUGACUCGUCUGGGCCUGUGCACAUCUUUCCAGGCCAUUAUUCCCAAAGUACCCACUCAGCAGCAACUCGAGAAAUUAGUGAAGAUAAUUAAAGACUCCACAGCACGUGUGCUGGUGGCUUUCUCCCUUGAGGAAGACAUUCAGCCUGUGAUUGAAGAGAUGAUCAGGCAGAAUGUAACAGACAGGCAGUGGGUUGCCAGUGAAGCGUGGGUAACUUCCACUCUCAUCUCCUCUGGCUACCCCAAUCUCAGUGGCACUAUCGGUUUCGCCAUCCGCAGGGCUGACAUCCCCGGCCUCAAAAAAUUCCUCCAAAAUCUGCAACCUUUGGCUGAACCGUAUAACCCUUCUGCUAGAGAAUUCUGGGAAAUACAGUUCCAGUGCUCCUUUAAUAAAGACUUACCACUCGGUAUGGGAGAUCUUGAGCACUAUAACCGAACCUGCACCGGACAGGAGAGGAUCGAGGACACUGACACCAUCUACAAUGAUGUGUCCCAACUCCGAGUGACGUAUAACCUGCACAAGGCAGUCUAUGCUGUAGCACAUGCACUACACAACCUGCUUAUGUGCCAGAAGGAAGGGGGCAGUUCUGAUAAGCAGCAGCAGUGUCCAGAUAUCUAUAACCUGCAGCCCUGGCAGGUGAUUCCCUACCUAAAGAAAGUGAACUUCACCAACGAGUUUGGGGACUCGGUAUAUUUUGAUGAGUUUGGGAACGCAGCGGGGUCGUAUGAUAUUGUAAACUGGCACAAGGGAGCAGAGGGCAGGCCACUGGAGAUUGUUAAAAUCGGACGAUUCGACUCCUACCUUCCAACUGAGCAGCAGCUAGUUCUCUAUGAGGAGAACAUUGUGUGGCAUGAUGGAUCCAAGACGGUGCCUGUGUCUGUGUGCUCAGCAAGCUGUCUGCCCGGCUACAGGAAGGCCACACGUAAAGGCCAGCCUCUCUGCUGCUAUGAUUGUGUGCCCUGUGCUGAGGGGAGCAUCAGCAACAGCAUAGACCAGUCGGAGUGCACGUCCUGCCCUGAGGACCUCUGGUCCAAUCCACAGCGUAACAGCUGUGUGGAGAAACAGAUUGAGUUCCUGUCCUACACCGAGGGUUUCGGGAUGGCCCUGGCAGCCACAGCCAUCGUGGGCGUUGUUGCUACCUCUAGCGUGGCUGUUAUUUUCCUCCGUCACCGUGACACGCCCCUGGUCCGUGCCAACAACUCUGAGCUGAGUUUCCUUCUGCUGCUGUCUCUCACUUUCUGCUUCCUGUGUGCCCUCACCUUCCUGGGCCAACCGUCACGCUGGGCCUGCCCACUCAGACGCACGGCUUUCGGUUUGACCUUUGCCCUAUGCCUCUCUUGCCUGCUGAGCAAAACUCUGGUGGUCCUCAUGGCCUUCAGGGCCACUCUGCCCGGCGACAACACUGCACGCUGGUUCCGGCCCCCUCAGCAGCGAAUGGGCGUGUUCCUGUGCUGGGCCUUACAGUGUGCCAUCUGUGUGGCUUGGUUAACCACGGCCCCGCCUUAUCCAGUGAAGAACAACUGGCUGUACAGAGACCGGAUUAUUCUAGAAUGUCACCUGGGCUCUGUGGCGUUGUUCUGCUGUGUGCUCGGCUACAUCGGCUGCCUCGCCGUCUUUUGCUUCAUCCUGGCCUUUCUGGCUCGGAAGCUUCCAGGUAACUUUAAUGAAGCUAAGUUCAUCACAUUCAGCAUGCUCAUAUUCUGUGCAGUUUGGAUCGCCUACAUCCCAGCUUACGUCAGCUCUCCUGGGAAGUUCACUGUAGCUGUGGAGAUAUUUGCUAUUUUAGCCUCUAGUUUUGGGGUACUUCUGUGCAUUUUUGCCCCCAAAUGUUACAUCAUCAUCUUUAUGCCUGAGAAGAAUACCAAAAAGUAUCUCAUGUCUCAGAAAGUCAGGUGAUCAUAGAGCAGCUCAUCACUCCUGACGAAGAUCUACUAUCCUGUUGACUUUAGUUUCAAACCUAAAUUCAGUCCACUUGACUAAUCUGAUUAUUGAAUCCAGAAAUCUGCUGUUUGCUAAAUGAGGUGUGAUAGAUUUGUGUUGGAGGUGGAACCUGUAUGAAGGUAGAUCUCCAGGAAGAGGGUUGGUGAUCACUACUCUAAAUACUGUACUUUACUGAACACAGGAGGGGAAAAAAUAAAAGUGUGUAUUUUAAAA
Messenger RNA from Astyanax mexicanus (Mexican tetra), 3205 nucleotides. RefSeq names its product extracellular calcium-sensing receptor-like. The record is from RefSeq and is a predicted model, not a curated record. Gene Ontology annotation, biological process: G protein-coupled receptor signaling pathway. The coding region runs from base 338 to 2947 and encodes 869 amino acids. Gene Ontology annotation, molecular function: G protein-coupled receptor activity. Gene Ontology annotation, cellular component: membrane. The transcript is spliced from 6 exons. Lineage: Eukaryota; Metazoa; Chordata; Actinopteri; Characiformes; Acestrorhamphidae.